GAGUCUUUUGCAGGACAAUGGACAUAUGCAACAUAUGCACAAUCCAGCCUUCAUAGAGACUGAGUAAGGUCGCCAUGUCCUUGAAGGACACGAAAGGAGAAGAACACGCUCAGAAGCAGACACUUCAGGAUGCAAAGGCAGACAAGAAAACCGCAGCGAGACGCAUGAAGAGGGAAGACUAACUAAAAUUAACUGAAAUAUUAAAAUGCGUGCGUAAAAAGGAUUUAACCAAUCAUGUAUCAGCUUGAGGCGUGAACAAUAGAGAAUAGUAUAAAAAUGGCUUGCUUUUUGUAAUAAAUUGGCUUCACUUGAUCAUACUGAUCAUGGCGCGAUGUCCCCUUACUGAUCCUCCGCACAUUUUGGUGCCCGAACGAGGGACCCGGAGACGGCUAUUUCACGGUGGUGAGAGGUACAGUGACAGCCUUCGGGAGGUGGAGAAGCCGGUCGAAAGUAUCCUCACUGCCCCGGCAAGAAGAAAAGGUGAAUAAAGGAGCUCCAAAUUGAAGAAGAAGUGAUCUCGCCCUGAUCAGCCGACUACUGAGAAAUCUGAACCGACGCCAACAGGAGUAUUUCAUUACUCACGUUCGCAGUCAUCAAAAUCUCCCUGGUCUGUCUGAAGGUAAUGCUCAAGCUGAUCGGUUGGUAGCUGCUGUCUGGCCAAUGCCAACCUCUGAUAAAUUUCAACAAGCAAAAAAUUCUCAUGCUUUUUUACAUCAAUCUGCAAAGAUGUUGGCUAAACAAUUUGGUAUCCCUCUUACUGAUGCCACUGGCAUUGUAUGAUCCUCCCCAGAUUGUCAAAGGGAUGGCAUUGGCUUAGGCACUGGUGUUAACCCAAGAGGUACCCAACCUUUGCAAUUAUGGCAAAUGGAUGUAACACACGAAGCAGAAUUUGGCCAGAAGAAGUUUGUACAUGUUUGCAUUGAUACUCUUGUGUUAUAUGGGCUACCCCUUCAACAGGUGAGACAGCACGUCACGUUGAGAAACAUUUGAACAAUUGCUUUGCAGUGUUGGGAGUCCCUUUAGCCAUCAAGACGGAUAAUGGCCCUGCUUAUUGAUCUUUAAAGUUUCAAUGUUUCUGUAAUUUAUGGGGUAUUCAACAUGAUACCGGUAUUCCACACAACUCUACAGGUCAGGGAAUUAUUGAGCGAGCCCAUCAGCCGUUCGAGGGCAUGCUGCAAAAAUAAAAAGGGGGAAUGGUAGGGGUAUCCCCGGAAGAAUAGACAGCUAAGGCUAUCUUUGUGCUUAAAUAUCUCAGAACAACAGGAGAUAGGGAUGAACCUCUUCCCAUUCUUGUGCAUCAUGCCCUCAUGCAUAGGCCAAGUGAGGAAUUACCUGACAGUAUUCAAGUCAUGUUUAAAAGCCCGGAAACCGGGAUGUGGGAAGGGCCAGCAGCAAUGAAAUUAAUGGGAAGAGGUUACAUGCGCUUACUUACAGAUAAAGGAAUUCGCUGGUUCCGGCCAAGUAGGUGAAACCUCACCUAAAGUCACACCUGCCAGCUCUGUCCAGAAGCAGAACGUCGGCGACAGCACCAACUCCAGACGCAGCUGAACCUGAUGCUCCAGCACCUGAGGGUUGAACAAUGGCUGAACAUUUUUUCCACAGCUAUUAACAGAUGUGGGCCAACUAGCUGGAUCUGGGGUUACAGUAACCAGUAACGACAGCCUACCACCAUUUCCAAUACGGGUCUUAUAUCAAAUUGAAUGAGCUUCUUCUGUUCAUGGCUAUUUUUGCAAACCAUGGAUCAGGGUCCAGUGUGUUAAGUGCAAACUGAAGUGAAGGCGAUAAGUCCGUCAGGAAAACAAAUCUUUUUAUACCUCACAGGAAAAAGCAAAAAUUUAGCUCUAUUAAUUUAGAUUUAAUAGAUGUUUUAGUGUACUUAAUAUGCCUACUUUUCAGCGCACGUUAGAAAUAUUUUUUGGGCCUAGUCAUAGAAGACAACCUCCCCCUGAACCCCUUAGAGGGAUAUUUUUAGAACGUUGGAAUUUUAGCCAGGAUUGAAACACGGGAUCAGCAAAGUUUGCUUUGGAUUCAAUUACAAUUGGCAAAACAGGCAAUAGCAAAUCAAGUUGUAUUGCAAAUUCAGAUUACAGCUGCAGAGUGUAGGAGAGGAAUAGCAGUGCCACAACAGCAUCACGUUUCUGACAGUCAGUGGGACGACGCCAAAGAAUAUUGGCUAAAGCGUAGACGUGAUCGGCAAAGCUGGCGACAAUGGCAAUUGUCCCGCAACUAAUAUUGAUGAUAAUCAUUACAGUAAUAGGAAAAACGCAGGGCUUGCAUAACACUGAUCAGCGAACAAACAUGUGGGUUACAUGGGCUAAUCAAACAGGGCAAGAAUCAAUUUGCUUAUCAUUGGCUACACCUUCUGAUCCUUUUUGUACUUGUUUAAUUGGAGUUCCAUUAGAUUCUAUGGAAGAAUUUGGACCUUGGACUAAGGCCACAGUGCACAAAAAUUUAAAUGAUGCUUGGUUACGUUGGUGCACAGUCCAAAGGUGGAAUAUCCAGGGCGGACCAACCUCUGCAAAUUGGUGUGACACUUUUGGGACUUCAGUGAACCCCCUGGGAGCAGAAGCUUUUACAAUUGCCCAGGGAUUGGAUAUCACUGGCACGGAGCCACAGGAGCUAGACAUCCCGGGUUCUAUGCCAGGCAAUUACUGUUUAUUUUUUGGGUAUUAUUCCGUAGGCUCAGAUUUGUUUAGCAUAAAAGAGGGACGACCAAAAAAUGAUAGCACUUGGAUAUCCCCUGGCUCCUCAUGGUACUACAAUACCACAGAUUAUUGUAACAAUUGUAUAAGGCCUUUACCAACAGAGCAAGGUGCAGCUAAAAUGCUACCUCCUGGGGUUCUCCUCAUUUGUGGGGAGAGAGCCUGGCCUGCAGUGCCCCAGAAAGCGUUGGGAGGACCAUGUUAUUUCGGCAAACUAACAUUAUUUGCUCCUAACAUCCAUCAGGUAUUUAACAUCAGUCACAAGUCCCAGUGGUCAAGACGUAGUGUGCAUCAGUUGGGCCCUGAACGUAGAGAUGAGGUACAAUUGUGGGACUCACCAUCAGUUAUAUUGGCAUCAUUUUUCACACCAGGAGUAGCCUCCGCACAUGGCCUGACACAAUUAAGGCGGCUAGCAUCACAUCCACAGUGUUAGAUGAACUCACCACUGAUGUAGGUAGCAUACACCAUGCUGUGUUACAAAACAGGGCUGCCAUAGAUUUUCUAUUGCUAGCACAAGGGCACGGGUGUGAAGAUUUUGAAGGGGUGUGUUGCAUGAAUCUCUCUGAUCACUCUGAAUCAAUUCACAAGAAACUUUCGCAACUCAAAGAAAACAUCAAGAAACUUAGGGUUGUUAAUAACACUGUUGAUGAGUGGUUAAAAUCUUGGGACAUUACAGGUUGGCUUAAAGACUUAGAUAGCUUUGGCGUUAUGGUUUUUUGCAUCAUUUUAGUAAUUUUGCUUAUUGUACCCUGCUUAUUAUAGUGUGUGCAGAGAAUAACUGAACGUGCUAUUAAUUCAGUCUGGCUUGUGCAAAAACAGGACAGGGGAACUGUUGAGAGUUUUUUGCAGGACAAUGGACAUAUGCAACAUAUGCACAAUCCAGCCUUCAUAGAGACUGAGUAAGGUCGCCAUGUCCUUGAAGGACACGAAAGGAGAAGAACACGCUCAGAAGCAGACACUUCAGGAUGCAAAGGCAGACAAGAAAACCGCAGCGAGACGCAUGAAGAGGGAAGACUAACUAAAAUUAACUGAAAUAUUAAAAUGCGUGCGUAAAAAGGAUUUAACCAAUCAUGUAUCAGCUUGAGGCGUGAACAAUAGAGAAUAGUAUAAAAAUGGCUUGCUUUUUGUAAUAAAUUGGCUUCACUUGAUCAUACUGA
Molecule: messenger RNA, 3859 nt
Organism: Haemorhous mexicanus (house finch)
Lineage: Eukaryota; Metazoa; Chordata; Aves; Passeriformes; Fringillidae
Exons: 2
Coding region: 2209-3135 (308 amino acids)
Source: RefSeq, a predicted model, not a curated record